Messenger RNA from Dissoconium aciculare CBS 342.82, 1027 nucleotides. Its product is annotated as phosphoglycerate mutase-like protein. The transcript is spliced from 2 exons. The record is from RefSeq and is a predicted model, not a curated record. The coding region runs from base 171 to 851 and encodes 226 amino acids. Gene Ontology annotation, molecular function: sedoheptulose-bisphosphatase activity. Gene Ontology annotation, biological process: ribose phosphate biosynthetic process. NCBI's taxonomy places the organism in Eukaryota, Fungi, Ascomycota, Dothideomycetes, Mycosphaerellales, Dissoconiaceae.
CAGCAACCCUAACGAGAACAAUUCUGACGUCAGAUCCAUCUCUGGAUUGCAGCCAAUCACAGAUGUUUCGCAGUGUCGGUAGUGACCAACAGCGAACAUUCUCGAACGUAUUCAAUCGUGUCUUGAGAACGCUCGCAAGAGUUUUGAAACCUUAGACUUCAUAAACCAACAUGCCGGACAAAGAUGCCAGCACCCCGCGGGUGUUCCUCAUGCGCCAUGGAGAAACCGAAUGGACCAUCAAUGGCCGAUACACGGGCAAGUCGGAUAUUUCAAUGACGGCCCACGGCGAGCAUGAAAUCAUCGGCACAGGCGAGACAGUGUACGGACCUGGCAAAUUAAUCGAUCCCGCCAAAGUGGCCAAGGUCUGGCUCUCGCCGCGAAAGCGUGCGAUCAAGACCUAUGAAUUGUUAUCGGGUAAGACGGAUGGUUACGAGAUCACGGAAAGCCUGGCCGAAUGGGAUUACGGUCUUUAUGAUGGCCUGAAGACCAACGAGAUCCGCGAGCUUCGAGCUUCCCAUGGCCUGGACAAGGAACGAAGCUGGGAUAUCUGGCGCGACGGCUGCGAGGAAGGAGAGACCCCCGCCCAAGUCACUGCUCGGAUCGAUCAAUUGAUUGCCGAGAUUCGGGCUCUGCAGGCACCUCACAUGAAGGAUGAUGCUCCGAAGGAUGUCAUCCUCGUUGCACAUGGUCAUCUCACCCGUGCUUUCGCGAAACGCUGGCUAGGAUAUGACAUGUCUUUUCCUCUCAGCCUGAUGAUGCAACCUGGCGGUGUCGGUAUUCUGAGCUAUCAGCAUCAUAACAUCGAUGAGCCGGCGCUGUUGCUUGGAAUCGGGUUUCCGAAACAGGAAUGACGAUGGAGAGAUUCCGCAUAACAUGUUUUUGGCCAUUAGCAUAGCAGAAACCUUUCGAGACUAUCCUAUGUAUGCAUAUCUCAAUGUGCACCUGCAUGCUGUGAAAUAUGCAAAUACAGAAAUACAUUGCAAGCAUUGUGAGGUCUCUCGCGGACGGGUUGAAGUCGAGAGGUGAC